Molecule: messenger RNA, 945 nt
Organism: Trichophyton verrucosum HKI 0517
Lineage: Eukaryota; Fungi; Ascomycota; Eurotiomycetes; Onygenales; Arthrodermataceae
Exons: 1
Coding region: 1-945 (314 amino acids)
Source: RefSeq, a predicted model, not a curated record
AUGCCACGAUCCAGCUCCUCCAGAACUGACCGCGGGCACAAAGGCAAAAAGAGCCUAGGAGCAACGCCUAGGGAGAAGAAAAUACCACCCCCCUGUGAAGCCCUGACACAUUCCUUCGUUCCAUGCAAAAACCGAGCGAAUACCAAGGCUUCACGCAAAAUUCCCGUCUGCUGGGCUCAUCGGAAACAGGGAGAGACCGUAACUCGCUGCCAGGCAGUGCUCGAGAACAAUCGCAAGUGCCUCAAAAAGAUACCCUGGUCUGAAAGACGACAAGUUUGCACCAAACAUGCGGAUUCGCCUCUGCCAUGCUUCAUCAUCCGUCUACCGAUUGAACUCCGUCAACAGAUAUUCUCAUAUAUUCUUGAUGAGUACCAGAAAGAAUAUGUUCCACUCUAUACGUACUUUAGUAUUCUGCACAUGGCACGAGUAAAUCGCCAAAUUUACCAGGACGCAUGCGACCUCCUCCAUCGAAAACUUGUAUGCAACAUUUCUUUAAGGAACGAAAAUAUAUCCAUACUCAAAAAAGUCUGCCUGUCAGUACGACCUGGCUCGUGGCAACGUUUCAAACAAUUUCACUUCCAGUUCUAUGAUGAAAUGCAGGAGGCAACCAUUAACAACCUUACGCUUAUUGUAGCGCUGCUUCGUGAUACCUGCAUGAAGCUCUCUGUUGACCCUUCUUAUACGAUAUGGUGGCAUAGUCAUUAUGGCCUCGAGCGAGCUAUUGACGCCCUACCAUCAUACUUGGAUAUUUUUCGACAGUUGAGGGGAGUGAGGGAGGCCCGAGUGGAAAUGUCCCCUAACUUAACUACUGCAUUGAGUGUAUACGGAUGGAAUUCACUGAAUCCGGAGGCUGGAAUGGCCAUCAAGUCGAAGUGGGAAAGCUACUACAAACAAUGGGUUAAAGACUUGGAGCGUGGGCAUUCUGCGGAAAGAGAUGAUUCUUGA